GUGUGUGUGUGUGUGAGAGAGAGAGAGAGAGUGAAGGGAGCCACAAUCUGCUCCCACUUUCCAGUGCUUGUCUGAACUCAUGAGGCAGCACAGACCCCUUCGCGCAGAGAAACUCCAACCUCACUGGCAACCAUCGCGGCGGCAGCAGCAGCAGGCCACCAGCUGUUUCCCGUGGAGAUCAUGAAACGAGGUCGGCUUCCUAGCAGCAGUGAGGAUUCUGAUGACAAUGGCAGCUUGUCCACCUGGUCUCAGCAUUCCAGAUCUCGACACCGGAGGAAUUCAUGCUCCAGACAUGAAGAUCGAAAACCUUCUGAGCUGAUACCCAGCAACCUUUCCUCUGGCCGGGAGUUCAGCUGCUACCACAGUCACUGCCAGCACCAAGUGUUCAGGACGGACUUGAUCACUGCCAUGAAGCUACCCGACUCCUACCAACUGAACCCUGAUGAGUACUAUGUGCUGGCAGACCCCUGGAGGCAGGAGUGGGAAAAGGGAGUUCAGGUGCCAGUUAGCCCGGGGGCCAUCCCCGAACCAGUAGCCAGGGUUGUGUCUGAGACAAAAGCAGUCACAUUUACAAGACCCAGGAAGUACAUCCUUUCUUCAGGUUCUGAGCCUCCUGAGCUGGGGUACGUUGACAUUCGAACCUUGGCGGACAGUGUGUGUCGCUAUGACCUCAAUGAUGUGGAUGCAGCAUGGUUAGAACUGGCCAAUGAAGAAUUUAAAGAGAUGGGAAUGCCUGAACUGGAUGAGUAUACGAUGGAGAGAGUCAUGGAGGAAUUUGAACAGCGAUGCUAUGACAGUAUGAAUCAUGCUAUUGAGACUGAAGAAGGGCUUGGGAUCGAGUAUGAUGAGGACGUUGUCUGCGACGUUUGCCAGUCCCCGGAUGGGGAGGAUGGCAACGAAAUGGUGUUCUGUGACAAAUGCAAUAUCUGUGUACACCAGGCAUGUUACGGAAUUUUAAAGGUGCCAGAAGGCAGUUGGCUAUGCCGGACCUGUGCGCUUGGUGUUCAGCCAAAGUGUUUAUUGUGUCCCAAGAAAGGUGGAGCUAUGAAGCCUACUCGUAGUGGGACGAAGUGGGUCCAUGUGAGCUGUGCUCUGUGGAUUCCAGAGGUGAGUAUUGGCAGCCCAGAAAAGAUGGAGCCCAUAACCAAGGUGUCUCACAUUCCCAGCAGUAGAUGGGCAUUAGUGUGCAGUCUUUGCAAUGAGAAGAUUGGGGCAUCCAUACAGUGCUCAGUGAAAAACUGCCGAACAGCUUUUCAUGUCACAUGCGCAUUUGACCGUGGCUUGGAGAUGAGGACCAUCUUGGCGGAGAAUGAUGAGGUCAAGUUCAAGUCAUACUGCCCCAAGCACAGCUCCACCAAGAAACUGGAUGAUGAACACCUCAGUGAAAACACCAGCCAUGAGAAUGGGACACAGGACAGCUCCCCUUGUGUCCAUAUAGAGUCCUUUCACAGCCUUGAUCAAAACCAGGAGGAGGCCCACAGGGUCAGUGUCCGCAAGCAGAAGCUCCAGCAGCUGGAGGACGAGUUCUACACAUUUGUUAAUGUCUUGGAAGUGGCCAAGGCCCUGCGGCUGCCUGAAGAGCUGGUGGAGUUCCUGUACCAGUACUGGAAGCUUAAGAGGAAAGGCAAUUUCAACAAGCCCUUGAUAACCCCAAAGAAAGACGAAGAGGACAAUCUAGCCAAGCGGGAGCAGGAUGUUUUGUUCAGGAGACUGCAGCUCUUCACACACCUCCGGCAGGAUUUGGAGAGGGUUCGGAAUCUGACUUACAUGGUGACCCGAAGGGAGAAGAUUAAGAGAUCUGUUUGCAAAGUCCAGGAACAGAUAUUCAAUCUCUACACAAAACUUAUGGAGCAAGAAAGAGUUUCAGGUGUGCCUUCCUCCUCCUUCUCAGUAGAAAACGUGGUGUUGUUCAACAGUCCAUCUUUGGGUCCUGAUGCUCCCAAGAUAGAGGAUUUGAAGUGGCAUUCUGCUUUCUUCAGGAAGCAAAUGGGCACUUCUCUGACACACACACUGAAAAAACCACACAAGAGAGACAGAGCAAGGAACAGCUCUGGGAGUGACAGCAAAUCCCUGCUCAAGCAGCCCAGCCGAAGAGAAAGUGUUGCAACUCCAGGUAGCUUUUUAAAUUUUGAAAAGGCCUUUGCAGAAGCACGCAUUGUAUCAGCACAACAGAGAAACGGGAUAGUUAUGACAGACCACAGGAAAAGAAGAGACAGUCGUUCCCCUUAUGAGGUAAUCAAGGCAGAACUGAAGGAAAAACCUUGCAAGCACAGCCACAAGCCACUGACAUCCACAGAAGUGUCUCAGAGGCAAUCAGAAAACAAAAGGUCUGUGAACCAUCCAGGUGGUAGGUCAGCACCUGGCACACGGAGGGAUAUAGUGCCUAAAUGCAAUGGAUCUCUCAUCAAAAUAAACUAUAACCGGCCUGUGGUUAAAGUGCCUACUACACCCACAAGCCCAGUGAAAAACUGGGGCGGAUUCCGAAUUCCAAAGAAGGGGGAGAGACAACACCAGGGAGAGAUCCAGGAGGAGACCUGCCACCAGAACUCUAACUAUCCAUACUUGGGCAUGGGCAGAGUUUUGCCUAAAGACAGGGCAAAAAGCAAACUAAAGACAGACAGGGAAAAUGAUGGGUAUGCUCCAGAUGCUGAAAUGAGUGACUCAGAAACUGAGGUGGCUGAGACAAAAUGCAGACAGCAAAGGCUUAGUCCAAACAGCACUAUCAACAGGAGGACAGACAUUAUUAGGAGAAGUAUCCUCGCUUCCUGACUGGGCAGUAAGACAUCUUCAGCGCCGUGGUCAAUAGAGGCACUGCCUACAAACCCACUCUGCAUUAUUUAUUGGUGUGAGGAGGGGAGGAUGGGGUUUUAGACAUGGCUACAGAUUGACAAAGAGAUAAACAGUUACCCUGAGCUGUAUAAAACAUGUUUACGUGCACUUAAGACUACGAUUUUGCCCCGUCCCUGAGUCCGUAUAAUCUAUUUCUGUGAGAAGUUUGAAUCUUUUUUAUUUGCAACUUUCUUGAGGAAACAUGACAACAUCACUAUUAAAUCUAUUCCAUCACUAUGGAAUCUUUGGUGGAACACUAAAAGAAUUCAUUAAACAUGUGGGGGAAGGGGAGGUUGCAUCUGUCUCUCUUUAGCAAAACAGCACCAACAAGAAUUUUUUCCUCUCCCCAAAAGCACAAACUGUUAAAUUAACUAGUGUAUGCUAUAUCAAAUAUGGUUAUUUAACCAUCCAGCAUUUCUGAACACAUUAUAAAUGCUCACUUUCCUUGGACUGUGGCAGGUCUUGAAGCAUAUUUGCCUGCAGAAUGUUUUUGGUGUAUUAGAGUUCAGUAUACAUGGCAGCUCUAAAUCUUCCGUAACUCCAGAGAGUUUACAUGUAAAUACAUCCAACAGGUAGUCAGAUUUAACCACAAUUAUUGGAGAAAAAUGAAGGAGACCGGUUUGAACUGCAGCUGCCUAGUGAUACCACAUUAACAACAUGAAAAGACCCAGUCUGAGUACAGAGCCAUACUCCUAAGCUCUUCAAUUCUGAGGAAGGAAUACAGUUAGAAGAUAGUUUGGCCAGUUCUGAGAAAGGGACAAAUUUAUGGCCUACUGCAUUCUAUGGAACAAUCCACAAAGCAGAUUUACCAUUAUCCAAUCACCUGCCCAGGAAUAAGAUGACAAUUCAAGUGGGUAUGACUAACUUGAAGGCACUAGUCAGCAGGAUUUCCCAACGCCAGCCACUUAUGCACUAAUGGUAUGUACUGGGAAAUCCAAGCAUCUGACACUAAAACGUUACUU
Messenger RNA from Dermochelys coriacea (leatherback sea turtle), 3791 nucleotides. It is a transcript of the gene JADE1, whose product is annotated as jade family PHD finger 1. The record is from RefSeq and is a predicted model, not a curated record. The transcript is spliced from 12 exons. Bases 181 to 2769 code for a protein of 862 amino acids. Gene Ontology annotation, cellular component: histone acetyltransferase complex. Lineage: Eukaryota; Metazoa; Chordata; Testudines; Dermochelyidae. Gene Ontology annotation, biological process: regulation of transcription by RNA polymerase II.